UUUUACAUCGGAAUGGGGUUAAAAUGUUAUAAGGAGCACAAUUUGCAAUUGAAUUUGAGAAUUUGAGAAUUAAAAUAAAAUUGAAAAAAUCUUUGGUGCUUUUUGUUGACAGAAGCGGAAGAUCAAAUUCAAAUGUGAUACGAUUCUUGCUGAUGUUAAGAGAAAGGGUUUUAGACCCGAUUAGGGAGAAACAGCGCCAUUAGAUGGCGCUGUUCAAACGCAUUUUUUACCGGAAACCGCAGGAGCGACUUCUCGAGAUUACUGAACGUGUUUACGUAUUUGACUGUUGUUUCUCGACGGAUGUGUUUGAUGAAGAUGAGUACAAGUUGUAUCUGUGUAGGAUUGUGGCACAGCUACAUCAGAACUUCCCUGAAUCUUCUUUCAUGGUGGUUAAUUUCAAAGAAGGCGAUAAGCCAAGCCCAAUAUCAGACAUUUUAUCUCAGUAUGAGAUGACUGUUAUGGAUUACCCACGGCAAUACGAGGGAUGUCCAUUGUUGACACUUGAAAUGAUUCAUUACUACCUUCGAUCGAGUGAAAGCUGGUUGGCAUGUCAAGGACAACAAAAUGUGCUUUUGAUGCACUGUGAAAGAGGAGGAUGGCCAAUUCUUGCUUUCAUGCUUGCCAGUCUUUUGCUAUAUCGAAAACAGUACAGUGAUGAGCAGAAGACUCUCGAAAUGGUCUACAAGCAAGCUCCUAAGGCCCUUCUUCAGCUUCUGUCUCCUUUGAACCCUCAGCCUUCCCAGUUGAGGUAUCUCCAGUACAUUGCUAGAGCAAACCGGGGUUAUAAUUGGCGUUCGUCAGACACAGCUCUAUAUUUGGAUUGCCUGAUCCUUAGAGUUCUUCCAACUUUUGAAGGGGGAAAAGGGUGCAGACCAGUUAUACAAGUUUACGGACAGAGCUCAGAAAAACGGACUAAUAAAAGUUCCAAACUUCUUUAUUCAAAUUCAAUGAAAAAAUCCCAAGUUCGUCACUUCCAAAAGGAAGAAUGUGCACUGGUGAAACUAGAUAUUCAUUGCUACAUUCAAGGGGACGUUGUGCUUGAGUGCAUUCAUUUGAAUGAAGACUUGGUACGUGAAGAAAUGAUAUUUAGAGUCAUGUUUCACACAGCGUUUGUUCAAGGAAGUAUUUUGAUGCUUAACAGCAAUGAAAUUGAUACAUUGUGGGAUGCCAAGUAUCAAAUUCCAAAGGACUUCAGAGUUGAGGAGUUGAAUGCAUAUUCAUAUUUGUAUCAGGUGCUUUUUACGGACCUUAAUGACUUUAGUGAGGUAGAAAGUGUUUCAAAGGAGGAAUAUUUUGAGGUUCAAGAGAUCUUCAGCAUGGUCGAUGCAACGGAAGGAAAGGUGGAUGAUGAGAGUCCAAUGGUCCAUGACAACAAGCCAGCACAGAAAGAUAUGUUGAGGGAGGAUGUGUCGCAUAUGCUUGGAAAAUCAGAAGUGACGAGAGGUGAGGGUUAUAGAGAAGACUCCAUUUCCUUGAAGAAUUCAGAAUCAAAGGUGUUGGGGCAAAUGUUGGGGAAAAUAUUGGAAACUAGUGUUCUCAAACCUAACUUCGAGGAUGGAUUGCCAACUUUAGAGAAAAUGCCUGGGACGGGCUCUGAAUCAGCUCCAAGUUCUGUUAUGGUGAAGCUAAAUAGCCAACAAUUAGAAUCUCAGGAUUUUCUUGGAAAACAAUCUCAGCCAAGUGAUGUAUCCCAGCCAAUACCUCCUAGCAAAGGCUAUCAUCAUACUUCAUUGCCUGCACUACCUUCAGGUUUGCAGCAACCAGUUUCUAUACCACCAAGAACACUACCUUCACCAUCAUCCUCACCCUUGCUGCCACCUCCUCCUCCACCUUCACCAACAGCCUCCUCCUCGCCGCCACCUCCUCCUGCACCUCCACCAUCAUCCUCACCCUCGCCGCCACCUCCUCCUCCACCUCCACCAUCAUCCUCACCCUCGCCGCCACCUCUUCCACCUCCACCAUCAUCCUCACCCUCGCCGCCACCUCCGCCUCCGCCUCCACCUCGACCUCCACCUACACCUCUACCCAAAUUGUCUUUGUUGGUUUCAGAGUCUGUUAAGAAAAAUGCAAAAUCUAUACUACCCCCGCCGCAUCCUCUCAUGGCAGCUAUUGGAAAUGCUUUUUCUAAAAUGGCUCUCGUAGCACCACCUCCCCCUCAACCCAAUAGUGCAGAAAAUGUACAAAAUGUUGGAAUGGUUUCACAAACAGCUUUAACAUCUUCCCAUUUCUUGAAUAACCAGACUACUGCGCUAGUUUUUCCUCCACCACCAUGGAAGGUUGAGUCUUCUUCAGCUACCCAGACCGUACCACAUAUUCCACCUUCUCUUUCAACCCUCACCAAUGUUGGAUCUUCAAAAGGCACAUCAAAACUUAGUAAUAUUUGUCCUCCCCCACGUUCCACAUCAAAACCUUGCAAUUUUAGUCAUCCUCUUCCCUCCCCAUCAAAAGAGCGUCCUUUCCGUCCUCCCCCUCCCACCACACCAAUUCAAAUUGCUAUGGCUCUAGCAUUUGUCCAUGGACUGCGAUCAGCUUCCCAUUCUUCCCCAAGCCCUCCAUCUCUACCUUCCCUUACUCCACCUUCGGUUCUUCCUCCUCUUCCACCAAAACCCUCUCCUCCAUUGCACGAAAUAACAGCUCCACCUACAUCAUGUGGAACAUCACCCCCACCCCCACCACCUCCACCUACCCUCACAGAAUCACCACAUGGAGCUUCGCCGUCACUACCGCUCUCUACUGGCCAUGGGGCUUCAUCAUCCACACCACCCCCAAACCCACCUCCAGCACCACCUCUAACGUCCAAUGCUCCUCCACCCCCUCCUCCACCUCCAACGUCCGAUGCUGCUCCACCCCCUCCUCCACCUCCAACGUCCAAUGCUCCUACACCCCCUCCUCCACCUCCAACGUCCAAUGCUCCUCCUCCACUGCAUGGAGUGCCAUCUCCACCGCCUCCCUCACCUGGAGCACCACCUCCCUCAUCUGGAGCACCACCUCCACCACCACCUCCUGGUGGAGGAGCUCCUGGAGCACCACCUCCUGGAGGUCGAUUUCCUGGUCCUCCACCUCCACCUGGAGCUCCUGGCCCUCCACCUCCACCUGGAGCUCCUGGCCCUCCACCUCCACCAGCUGGAGCUCGUGGCGCUGGACCUCCCCCACCUCCACUAGGUGCCAAAGGAGCUGACAUGAGAAGAAGAGGGCGUGGACGUGCAGCAGCACCACGAAAAUCUAAUUUAAAGCCUUUACACUGGGUCAAGGUUACAAGGGCGAUACAAGGAAGCUUAUGGGAUGAAUUGCAAAAACAUGGAGAGCCUCAACAUGCCUCAGAAUUUGAUAUGUCGGAGCUUGAGACUCUUUUCUCUGCAGUUGUUCCUAAACCUGCUAAUAAAUCUGCAGCGCAAGCCAAGCCAGCUAGUACAAAAGCUGAAGUAAUCCACUUGGUUGACAUUAAGAGGGCUAAUAACACUGAAAUAAUGCUCACUAAAGUUAAGAUGCCUCUUCCUGAUAUGAUGGCUGCAGUGCUAGAAUUGGAUGAUACAGCAUUAGAUGCUGAUCAAGUGGAAAAUCUCAUAAAAUUUUGUCCGACUAAAGACGAAAUGGAACUGAUCAAGAAAUACACCGGUGACAAGGAUGCUCUAGGGAAGUGUGAACAGUUCUUUAUGGAGCUGAUGAAAGUGCCACGAGUAGAGGCAAAAUUAAACGUGUUCCUUUUCAAGAUUCAGUUCAACACUCAGAUUGUAGAAUUUAGAAAGAGCUUAAACAUUGUAAAUUCCGCAUGUGAUGAGAUUCGAAAUUCCCAAAAAUUCAAGGAGAUCAUGAAGAAAAUUCUGUAUCUGGGAAAUGCAUUGAACCAAGGAACUGCAAGGGGUUCUGCUGUUGGAUUUAAGUUGGAUAGUCUUCUAAAGCUCUCAGAUACACGUGCUUCUACUAGCAGGAUGACGUUAAUGCAUUACCUUUGCAAGGUCCUAGCUAACAAGACACCAGAACUUCUUGAGUUUCACCUGGAAUUUGUUAACCUUGAGGCCUCAACUAAGAUACAAUUAAAAUCUUUAGCAGAAGAAAUGCAAGCUAUAACUAAGGGAUUAGAUAAGGUUAGGCAGGAGCUGGCUGCCUCAGAAACCGAUGGUCCCGUGUCUGAAGUUUUCCGGAAGACAUUAAAGGAAUUUACUUCUGCAGCAGAAACAGAGGGAGCAUCCCUGCAAACUCUAUUUACUGUGGUGGGUAGAAAUGCAGAUGGACUUGUACACUAUUUUGGUGAGGAUCCUGCCCGAUGCCCAUUUGAGCAAGUUACCGCCACAAUCUUAAAAUUUGUGAAGUUGUUUCAAAAAUCACAUGAAGAGAAUUUGAAGCAGGAGGAAAUGGAUAAGAAAAAAGCUUUGAAGGAUGCUGAACAGGAGAAGGCCAAGUGAAUUAACCAUUUACAAAGAAGAUUGCAAAAUAGAGGAGGAUCAGGUUCUCUAUUCCCGCAAGGAAAUACUGCUUUUGAGGAACUCGAAUCGUUCUUCGAGCUGCAACCUUUAUCUCAAUGGCAGGAUAUGCCUCACCCUCUGUAUUGGUGCAUUUUCAAGCCUUCAGAGAUGUUGCAUACCGGGCAAGGGCCUUAUCCCAGAGGCUUUUGCAGGCCUUGA
Hibiscus syriacus is the source of this 4622-nucleotide messenger RNA. RefSeq names its product formin-like protein 20. NCBI's taxonomy places the organism in Eukaryota, Viridiplantae, Streptophyta, Magnoliopsida, Malvales, Malvaceae. The record is from RefSeq and is a predicted model, not a curated record. The transcript has 18 exons.